Molecule: messenger RNA, 2341 nt
Organism: Papaver somniferum (opium poppy)
Lineage: Eukaryota; Viridiplantae; Streptophyta; Magnoliopsida; Ranunculales; Papaveraceae
Product: cation/H(+) antiporter 14-like
Exons: 8
Coding region: 152-2341 (729 amino acids)
Biological process (GO): regulation of pH
Cellular component (GO): endomembrane system
Source: RefSeq, a predicted model, not a curated record
AAAAUUUAGUGAGAGAGCACAUGGUGAACUUUGAUGAUUCUGGGUGGCACGAGGUCAGCGCCCGGUUACCAUACGUUGUAUAUUAGUGAUCGGUGCCGAGAAACGGAGAAGAUAUAUAUAAGAAAACAAGAUUGAAGGUUAAGAAAACAGGAUGAAUGAUAAACCAGGUUUCAACUGCCAGCCAGUUAAAGGAAUGUUUGAGCAUGGUUCCUUUCCUUUACUAACGGUGCAGAUCGGCCUUUGUAUAUUGUUCGCCGGAAGCUUCCACGCUUACCUUGGUCAAUUAGACCAGAUUGAAUUUGUUUCAUCAGUUUUUGCUGGUAUUGUCUUAGGCCCGGCGUUGCUGGGAGGUACGGAAACAUUUCAAUACAUGUCUCGUGAUUCAGGAGGAAUGGCCUUAAUGUCAGUUAUCGAAAGCGUUGGGGGUGUUUUCCUUGCAUUCCUUGUUGGAGUCAAGACAGACAUGGACAUGAUUACGAAAGCAAGUAGAUCAACCAUCGUCAUAGGUUUCUGCACUUUCCUCAUCCCUUUACUUUUUAAUAGCAUUGUUAAAAGCGUAGUACGAAAAACCUGUAACCUAGAAAAUAAUAUGAGUGAUUCUCUCGAAUACGUUGCACUGUCAGUGACUUAUUCUUCCUUCUAUGAUACUGCUUGUGCCGUUGCUGACUUGAACCUCCUCAAUUCCAAGAUUGGUCGUCUAGGCCUGGCCAUUUCGAUAAUAACUGGAAUGAGCAGUUGGUUGUUUGAGUACACCUACACCUUAUUUAUGGAAGUCGCUAUUUUGAAGGCCAAGAUGUUGUUAUUAUCGUGGUUAAGUAAAAUUCUCUUAGUGAUUUUCAUCGUGUUCUUUUUACGCCCAGUAAUGUCAUGGAUGAAUAAAAGUACUCUAGAAGGAAAAACUCUGAAUGAAGGUUACCUUUCCUCGAUUCUUAUCAGUGUUCUGGGAGUUUCAUUUUGUAGUCAGUCCAUUGGCAUAGACCCUUCGCUUGGACCACUCAUAGUUGGACUAACAGUACCUGUUGGGUCACCUAUAGCAGCAGCUGUCCAAAAAAAACUCGAGUGUUUUGUUACCUUUGUGCUCGUCACACCAGUUUACAUAAUAGGAGUCGGUCGUGCAGCUUCCAUCCUCGUCGAACACAAACAGCAAAAGAAUAAUAAAUCUACACAGGCUCGCACCCGUAAUUCGUCAGAAAAAAUUAUCAAUGCAUUCAACCACUUCGAACAACAGAAUCAGGGUUUCACAAUUGGGCAAUGUUUCACUGCCAUAUCACCAUUCUCAAGCAUGGACAACGAUGUAUCUCAAAUAGCAUUUGACAAGAGGACGAAUCUUGUGAUCAUUCCUUUCGGUGAGUUAGACGAACAUCCUUAUCGGGCAAUCAAUCGAAGUGUUUUAGAUAAGGCACCUUGCUCGGUAGGGAUUCUCUUUGACCAUAAAAAUAGCUCUAGUGUUGUUAUUGAUGUUUCUGUAAGUUGUCAUAAUGUUGCCAUGAUUUUCAUCGGAGAUCCUGACGAUCGGGAGGCAUUAGCAUAUAGUAUGAGAACGGCAGAUCAUUCCAAUUUAAAUCUCUCAGUUUUUCGAUUCACGCAUAUGAAGCAGAACAAAAAAACAAAAAAAGAUGAUGAAUUGAUAAGUGACCUGUGGGACAAAAUUAUGAACACCGAAAAUAUUUUUUACAAAGAGGAAGAAGUAACAGAUUGUGCAGAUACAGUAAGUAAAAUCAAAUGUCUGGAAAACUCUUACGACUUCAUAAUUGUUGGGAGACGACAUGAUUGUAACUCACCAAUCUUGCAUGGACUUGAUGAAUGGUGUGUCUUCAAAGAACUUGGUGUUAUUGGAGAUCUUUUCGGUACUUCUACUUUCGAUGCUAAUUCAUUUGAUGAAGCUCAUUGCACUAGUAUGCUUCUAGUGAAAUUGGUGGUUAAUGGAGAAGUCAUAAUUAGGGCUAUACGGGAGGGAGCUGAUGAUGUGGUUGUUGUUGGAGGCGAUGGUUUAAGGACUAGAAUAGAUAUUGGGGAUGUUAGUGGUGAAACUGGAGAACCUCAUUACUCUCUUAAUGUUGUUGAUGUUCACCUGAGUGCAAAGGCUGGAUAUUACGCAUCGAAGUACAAACAAUUUGGGAACCUUUGCUAUGUUACUGGUGCAUUGAGGAGCUUCAUGGGACACAGUAAUCGGGACCUCAGGAUCAAGGCCAAUUGGGACGACUGGGAAUUAAUUCCUCAAGUAACAACCCUCUGUGUAGGAAAUGCGAAGUUCUUUGGUGGAGGCAUGAGAGUGAAUUACAGUACACUGCAUCAUUUAAUAUUUCAAAUUGGUUACAUCUUCAUGGACGUCGUUGGUUAG